AUGGCCUCGAGAACAGCGUAUUACUCCAACGUCUGGAUCAAUGAUGGCUACUGCGCCACGAAGAGACGUUAUGUGCACAAAGAUGGCAGCUGUAAAAUAGUAUUCCGUCACGUGCCUGGAGAUUGGCUUUUAUACGUGACAGACAUCUUUACCACACUGGUGGAGAUCCGCUGGAGAGUCAUGUUCUUGACCUUUGCCCUCUCGUAUAUCCUGUCCUGGCUCUUUUUCGGGAUCCUGUAUUGGCUUAUCGCACUGGUCCAUGGUGACCUGAAAAAUCUAGAAAAUGAGCCAUGCAUCUAUGAGGUGAGAACCUUUACAGCAGCCUUUCUCUUCUCUCUUGAGACACAGACUACCAUUGGAUAUGGUGCACGUGGUAUGUCUGAGACCUGCAUGCUGGCUAUCAUUAUUGUGACCAUCCAGGACAUCACGAGCGUUUUAAUCAACACCUUUGUAAUUGGGAUCGUUGUUUCCAAAAUGGCGUCAGCCCGGAAAAGAGCGCAGACAGUGGGGUUCAGCAAUACUGCCGUGAUUAACCUCCGUAAUGGCCAUCGGUGCCUGUCAUGGCGAGUGGGUGACUUCCGGAGAUACCACAUGGUGGAAGGAAUUACACACGCCCAGCUGGUCAGGCACACAGUGCACACAAAUGGUAAAGCUGACAUAACCUACUAUGACCUUGAAAUCCAAAACAGUCAUGUCCUUCUGGCUACUCCAGUGACAAUCAUCCACCAAAUCAAUUCCAGCAGUCCUCUGUAUAAAAUGGGUUUGCAAGAGCUACGCAGAGACAGCUUUGAAGUAGUGGUGACUUUCACCUACACAGAUGACUGCAGUGGGAUUCUCCAUCAAUCACGCACAUCCUACACUCCCAGUGAAAUCCUCUGGGGUCAGCAGUUUCAAGAGAUGGUGAAAACUACCCAGAAGACCUACAGAGUGGACUACAGGGUCUUUCACCAAACAGAUAAAGUCCCACUGAUGGAAAACAAUGCUGAAGACUAUGAACUAAACAAGCAUCUUCCAAGCCAUAAAGAAGACCCACAAAUGGGCAAGACUCUGGCAAUGGAGAAUGAAGAUAUCUUAGGUCAUCACUAUACCAGCAUUGCUAUUCAACAAGAAAAAUUAUAACAAUGAUAUCUAUAGGAGCUUACUUAGGGUGCAUUAA
This is a messenger RNA of Neoarius graeffei (lesser salmon catfish), 1156 nucleotides long. RefSeq names its product potassium inwardly rectifying channel subfamily J member 16a (gene kcnj16a). Lineage: Eukaryota; Metazoa; Chordata; Actinopteri; Siluriformes; Ariidae. The record is from RefSeq and is a predicted model, not a curated record. The coding region runs from base 1 to 1119 and encodes 372 amino acids. The transcript has a single exon. Gene Ontology annotation, biological process: potassium ion import across plasma membrane; regulation of monoatomic ion transmembrane transport. Gene Ontology annotation, molecular function: inward rectifier potassium channel activity. Gene Ontology annotation, cellular component: plasma membrane.